AUGAUCGCGCCCAUAGAUGGGUUAAAGGAGACGAUGCGGCAAGACAGCGCCCACGUCCCAACUCUUGCGUCCGUCGCUGCAGUGGUGACCGCGACCUCCCUUUCGCUCCUUACACUGAGACAAUUCCUUGGCGGAGCCCAACACACUUGUGCCCCAAAGGAAAUCUAUCACGAUGAAGAUGGCGAGGCUACCAAAGAUUCGGAAGCACUUUGUUCAGCUGCUGCCCAAAAGGCAAUUAUAGACGUGGCCACAGCAGCAGGGCUAUCGAUUGCCGUGUAUGAUGCCCUCGCCGUGGGUGCUGUUCCACGCCAACAGCUCCCAGCAAACGCGGUGGAGGUUGUUAUUUGGGCGCUCCUGUCCGUGCAGGCUCUCAUCCUGUCGCUCGAGCAGAGGUUCCAGCAGCGCUACGCACACGGCUUCCGCCUUGGUUCUUCGGCCGCUCUAUGCUUGCUAUGGAUUCUCUACCGAGCGGCUGCCGUACAGGAAGGUCGCUCGGAGGCACCUUGGUCCGAGAUUGGCUCUCUCCUGGCUGUCUUCCUGGCUAGUUGGUCGAUACCAAGACGCCCCGUCGUCUUUCGCCAGGGUCUGCAGGUAGACUCUGAGUUGUCUGUCUCAUUCUGGAGUAGACUUGCAUUCUCCUGGGGCCCAUUUCACGCGUCACGGUCUGCCAUUCCUCACAAGAUCCAGAUGGAUCUCCUGCCAGAGGUUAGCCACUCUUCGCGCGUUGCGAGAUGGAAACCAAUUUGGACGUCGACUCGAGGAGACAAUUCAGUCCACCUCUGGAAGCAGCUUAUGAGAGCUUUCCUCCCGACACUCAUUGUUCAGUGGUGUCUUGCGUUUGCUUCUGCUGCGUCCCAGUUUGGUAGUCGUUUUGCGCUCUUCAAGUUAUUACAAUGCCUUGAAAAACAUGGGCAACCUUCAAACUCGGCAUCGGCAUGGGUGGCUGGCCUUGGUACAGGGCUUCUUAUCGAAACGUUGUCCCAUAGCUGGCUGAUAUGGUUCACCCAGAUGAAAUUGCAGAUUCCGGUUGAAGGACUACUCAAAUCUCUCGUCGUCGAUAAGUUGACGCGGAGACCAUUGGCUCCCGGAAAGGGUCUUGUACCGAAACAAGCCAGCAACGCAAAAAGUGCGGGUCAGUUCGAGUAUCCGUCUUUGACGGACAUUCUUACAAAUCACUGCCAACGCAAAUCUAGUCAGGAGACUGCCAACGCCUGCGCCCAUACCCAUCAUUUCUUGGUGGCCAUUUUCAAGCUAUGCCUAGACGUUCACUACUUGUCGCGCUUGCUUGGCACAAAAAGCAUACUGGCCGGAACUAUUGUUUCUAUGUUACUGGUUCCAUUGUCCGCCAAGCUUUCCCAGAGAUAUCGAGCAGCGCGAGCCAAGAGGACCAAAGCCCACUCUGCCGUCUCCAACCUCGUGUCCGAGGCACUGCAAAGCCUUCGCCAUAUUCGACUUGCUUCUAUGGAAGGCGUUUGGCAAGAUCGUCUAGGCGCCGUGAGAGAUCAGGAGCUUGACCAAAUGUGGAGCGCUGGCAUCGCGAUGUCACUGUUGAGUUUGGCCGUAAAUCUCGGUCCCGUCUUGCUGGUCUGUAUCGCACUGUCUAUGUAUGCAUACGGGGCCGGCCACUUGAGUCCCUCCAUUGCUUUCCUCGCGUUGAACCUCUUCGACAAUCUUCAAUCUGCAUUCCAAGAGCUCCCGUCUCGUUUCGCGGAAGCCCGCGUCUCAUGGUCUAGCUGCAGGCUUCUUCACCAGUAUCUGAGCGAACCCGAACGAGAAAGACCGGCAGUCUCAUCCGAGGGAUUAGGGCUUGAAAAUGCUUUUUUGCGCUGGCAUGCCAAGAGUUCUGACCCAAACCUUCAAGAUGAAUUCACCCUGUCCGGCGUUAAUGUUGCCUUCCCGCCUGCGGCACUGAGCAUUGUGACGGGCAGCACUGGCUCUGGAAAGAGUCUCUUGCUCAGCGCCCUGCUCGAGGAGGCUAACAUUGGGGAAGGAAGACUACUUCGCCCGCCUGUGCACUCCGUUCGCCCCGAAUCUAGUCACGAAAAGGUUCGCAUUAAAGUCGGAAGCACAGCUUUGGUGUCGCAGCCGCCAUGGAUUGAGAACUGCUCCAUAUUAGACAACAUAUUGUUUGGUAACGUGUAUGAUGACGAGCGGUACAAAGCGACCUUGGAUGCUUGUGCUCUAGACCAUGAUCUCUCGGUCCUACCUGGAGGUGACCAGACCAUCGCGGGACUGAAUGGUGCCUUUCUGAGCGGCGGCCAGAAGUGGCGUGUUGCGCUUGCUCGCGCAUUCUAUUCCACUGCUGAAAUACUUAUUCUCGACGAUGUUCUAAGCGCUGUGGAUGCCCACGUCGCCCAAAGACUCUGUGAGCGAGGGUUGAUGGGUGAGUUGGCGAGGGGGAGAACCGUCAUUCUGGCUACUCACAGCCCAAAUGCAUUCUUGGACACCGCUAAAUACCACGUCACUGUUGAGAAUAAUCGUGCUAUCGGCAAAGCCAUUUCCCGUACUGCUGUAUUGGAACGCAAGAAUCUGGAGCCUGCGCAAGCCGGAGAGGGAUACCCUGACCCAAUCCUCAACCUGGAUAAGGAAUCUGAAAAGCCCGAAAAUCCCAAAAGCUCUGCGAGCCUUCCUACCAUGAGGACUGGUCAGAUCUUAUCAGCGUAUAUAUGGGCUAGUGGCGGAGUCUGGUCCCUGGUGAUGGGCGUCCUGCUCACCUUGCUGUCUCGCGCCGUUACGCAUAGCAGCUCGUGGUGGCUGUCUCGGUGGACAGUACAGGACAAGACAAGCGCUGAUCAUUCUGUGGUUCACAACAUCAAAAUAUAUUUCGCGCUCUCCUUGAGCACGGUGAUAGGGCUGGAACUGAUAUCGCUUAUUCUGCUCGGGAUGAGCCUCACUGCUUCGCGAUCGCUCUUUCGGAGACUUGUGCGAAGCGUUUUAUACGCCCCCCUCACCUGGAUUGACAGCAUGCCGCUCGGAGAGAUGAUUCAAGUCCUAGAGACUGAUAUAUAUACACUGGACAACAAAACGACCCAAUCACUACACAACCUACUAGGAAGUCUUGCCAACUUGGUCUUUAUACUGACCAGCAGUGCUGCUGUUCUCGUCAUCUACUCCCGAGCGGUGAUACAACAGCUUGCUAUUUCUCGCCAACUGUUUAGACUUAUUGACGAAUCUCUUCGACCCGUACUUGAACAUGCUUCGUCAAUCGCCUCAGGUCUGGCAACAAUCAGGGCAUUCGACAGAACCGACUUUUACAUUGAGCGAAUGGAUCAAUUGGUAGAUCGAAGCGCAAAGUUGGGCCUCCAUCUGAUACUAGGGCAGCGUUGGCUCGCCGUUCGCCUAGGUGCCCUCGGCGCGGUAUUUGUGACCAUUGUGGCAGCGACUCUCGUCUAUCAAGAGGAAGAUGCCGGAAAGGCGGGCUUGAUUAUUACUCUGGCGCUCCAACUGAAAGAUACUCUCAGUGGUACGACCACCAUGUUCAACCUCCAUGAUAUGCUGGCUCGCACCAUUGGUCAAAUUGUGAGCCUUUCCCAUGUCGAAACAGAGAGUCAAGAGGGAAACGAGCCUCCUCGAUCGUCUUGGGCGACGGACGCCAGUCUUCGGGUCUGCAACCUGGUAGUCGGCUAUGAAGCAUCUGCGCGACCGGCCCUGCGCGCAGUCAGUUUCUCAGUCGAGCCGGGUCAGCGUCUCGGCAUCGUUGGCCGUACGGGAUCGGGCAAGACGAGCCUUAUCAACGCACUGGCACGCUUUAUCAAUCCCACCCAGGGCCAGAUUUUUCUCAACGGCGUCGAUAUUUCAACCAUCAAGGUGAAAAGACUGCGAGAAGCUCUGGCACUGAUACCACAAGACCCUUUUCUUUUUUCAGGGACCCUACGAUCCAACGUUGACCCCUGCAGCACCGCAACUGACGAGCGACUGCUCGAGGUGCUGCGUCGAGCCCGUCUCAUCCAGCCGGGUGCGAGCAUCGACGACAAGACCCUGGCCAGCUUCUCAGAUCUUGACAUGCCGAUUCAAGCGCGCGGUGUCAACCUUUCGUACGGGCAGCGGCAACUGAUAUGCCUGGCACGCGCGCUGCUCGUCGAGAGCCCAAUCGUCCUCUUAGAUGAGGCGACGAGUGGAGUGGACGAUGCAACCGACGCAGCCGUGCAGAGCGUCAUCCGCCAAGAGUUCUCUCAGAGUACCAUUAUCGUGGUCGCGCAUAGGCUCUUGACCGUGGCUGACUUUGACCGCGUCCUCGUCAUGCGCGACGGUGAGGUGGUCGAGUUUGGGCCGCCCGCGACGUUGAUGGCUCGACGCGGCCUGUUCUGGGACAUGGUGCAGAAGAGUGGCGAUACGGAGCGGAUUACAUUAGCGAUGCAAACGAGUUGA
Molecule: messenger RNA, 4368 nt
Organism: Cordyceps militaris CM01
Lineage: Eukaryota; Fungi; Ascomycota; Sordariomycetes; Hypocreales; Cordycipitaceae
Product: ABC bile acid transporter, putative
Exons: 4
Coding region: 1-4368 (1455 amino acids)
Biological process (GO): transmembrane transport
Cellular component (GO): membrane
Molecular function (GO): ABC-type transporter activity; ATP hydrolysis activity; ATP binding
Source: RefSeq, a predicted model, not a curated record